Molecule: messenger RNA, 494 nt
Organism: Hibiscus syriacus
Lineage: Eukaryota; Viridiplantae; Streptophyta; Magnoliopsida; Malvales; Malvaceae
Exons: 2
Coding region: 69-494 (141 amino acids)
Source: RefSeq, a predicted model, not a curated record
UGAAGCAAUUUCAGCAGCAAGGAAAGGAUUUUCCUUCAACAUCAUCAGGUGCAACAGCAGCCUAUACAAUGGAUCAGUCGCCGCCGUCGCCGCCGCCACCUCAGCCUCCAAGGAAGUCUUUUGCAAGGCGUUACAAGUUCCUUUGGCCUCUUCUUUUGGCUGUCAACUUUACUGUCGGAGCUUAUCUUUUCAUGAGAACGAAGAAAAAGGACUCGAGCAUAACCGGAGAAGAUGUUGAUUCGAGUCCUCCUGUUUCAACUACAACUGUCGCUCCUCUUGCUAUUACCGAAACCUCAUUACCUGCGCCACCCGUCACACGGUAUUUGAAGGUGAUUGAACUUAUCCCGGAGAGUCAGCAGCGUGAACUUUUUAAAUAUAUAUUGGAAGAGAAAGGGAAAGUCAAAUUGAAAGAUCCCGAAGAGAAGAAGCGGCUCGAUGAAGAGAAAGCUCUACUUAAACAAUUCAUCCGAGUGAAAUCCAUACCUCAGUUAUGA